Messenger RNA from Bipolaris zeicola 26-R-13, 867 nucleotides. RefSeq lists its product as uncharacterized. The annotation marks the transcript as partial. The transcript has 4 exons. Gene Ontology annotation, molecular function: carboxypeptidase activity. Lineage: Eukaryota; Fungi; Ascomycota; Dothideomycetes; Pleosporales; Pleosporaceae. The record is from RefSeq and is a predicted model, not a curated record.
AUGUACCUCCUCUUAGCUCUGCUACUACCGAGUAUCAUUCAAGGAUGUGAAAGAAAGCACCAUCGCCGACACCACGAUCGCCAUCUGCUCCAGCGUGAUACGACACCUAUCUUCCCACCAACUCUGACCCCACAGGAACAAAUUCUAGUAUCGUCUUUUGACAAUACUUCAAUAGCGUCUUGGUCUAGUUACUACUCUCACAGGCGAAAUCUCGCGGGAGAAAGCAGCGCAGUGCCUCAAUGGACAGCUUCAAAAUGGGCCGAGUAUGGUUUCGACACUAGACUAGAUAGCUAUCACGUCUACCUAAACUACCCCAUCCACCAAUCCCUAGCACUCAAAUACCCCAACGGAACCACCUACAACCUCACUCUUGAAGAACCUAUCCUCGAAGAAGACCCUACAACCGGUUCUUCAAACCGCAUCCCCGCAUUCCACGGCUACUCCGCCUCAGGAAACGUAUCAGCACCCUACAUCUACAUUGGCCGCGCCACAACCCAAGAUAUCGAGCGGCUCCUCACCCACAACAUAUCCCUAGCCGGUAAAAUCGGCCUAGCCAAACACGGCGGUCCCUUCCGCGGCACCAAACUCCGCAACGCGCAAUCCUUCAACCUAACCGGCCUGCUCCUCUUCACCGAUCCCGCCGACGACGGAGAAAUGGCGCCACCGGCGUACGCACCGUACCCUGCUGGGCCCGCACGUAACCCGGGGAGUAUACAGCGCGGUAGCGUGCUGGAUCUGAGUAAGUAUCCUGGGGAUCCGACGACGCCGGGGCAUGCGUCGAAGGAGGGGGUGGAGAGGAUGUACAUGGGGAGUUUGCUGCGGAUACCGAGUUUGCCGUUGUCGUGGGGGGAGGCGAGGGGGUUGUUG